GCUUUCACGGACCCAGGGGGCAAUGAAAAAGAGUUCCAUUUGUCCUUCAUCCAAAUAAAAGAGAAAGCUGCAGCACACAGGGUAAAAUAACGAGAUCUCUGCUUUGAGGGCGAACGGUGUAGAUGACAAUGCUGCAUCCAUUAUUUUGGCUCCUACUUCUUUUACACAAAAUGUGUCCAGGGCGUGCUUGGCUAGCAAGUAACUUUCUUAUGACCGGGCCAAAGGCCCAUCUGUCCUAUGCAAGAAGCGUGCAGGUGGGUGCGCAGAGUGGGCUUGAGGAGUGCAAACACCAAUUCGCCUGGGAUAGAUGGAACUGUCCCGACAGCGCGACCCAGCUCAAAGGACUAAAACGCGCCACCAGAGAGACUUCGUUCGUCCACGCAAUCAGUGCAGCGGGGGUUAUGUACACUCUGACCAGGAACUGCAGCCUAGGAGACCUCGACGACUGCGGGUGCGAUGUCUCCAAGAACGGGAAAAUUGGCGGUCGCGGCUGGCUGUGGGGUGGCUGUAGUGAUAAUGUGGAUUUUGGAGAGAGGAUUUCUAAACAGUACGUGGAUGCGCAGGAGACAGGUCAGGACUCCAGGGCUGCUGUCAACCUGCACAACAACGCGGCUGGGCGGCUGGCUGUGAAGGCAACAAUGAGGCGCAUCUGUAGAUGUCACGGCAUGUCAGAGAGUUGCAGUGUCCAAACCUGCUGGACACAGCUUUCAAAUUUCAGAGAAAUCGGCAACUACCUGAAAAUCAAGCACAGUCAAGCCCAAAAACUGGACAUCGACAAAAAGCGCCUGAGGGCAGGUAACAGCGCGGACAACCGAGGUGCCAUCGUGGACGCGCUGGGUAGCAUCGCUCAGACAGAGCUCAUCUACCUGGAGGACUCCCCGGACUACUGCAAGAGGAACAUCAGCUUGGGGCUGUACGGCACCGAGGGCCGGGAGUGUGUGCAGCACGGAGAGGCUUUAACCCAGUGGGAGAGGCGCAGCUGCCGCAGGUUGUGUCAUGAAUGCGGCUUGAAGGUGGAAGAGAGGCGCACGGAGGUGGUGAGCAGCUGCAACUGCAAAUUCCACUGGUGCUGCACGGUGAACUGUGAUGACUGCUCUCAGGUUACAGUGAAACAUGUGUGCGCCAGGAGGGAAGGUACUGAUGGGCACGGUUUCAGACGCAGACACCGUGGACCCAAAUGAAAAACAAAAAAAAAAAAAAAGAAAAAUCAGAUGGAUCUCUGUCCGGAUCUGAGUCUGUUAAAUAAGAGGUUAAAUGUUUGUUUGCACUUUUCAUCGCUUUCAUCGUGUCUUUUCACGUCCA
Molecule: messenger RNA, 1302 nt
Organism: Scatophagus argus
Lineage: Eukaryota; Metazoa; Chordata; Actinopteri; Scatophagidae
Product: protein Wnt-8a-like
Exons: 6
Coding region: 123-1181 (352 amino acids)
Biological process (GO): multicellular organism development; neuron differentiation; cell fate commitment
Cellular component (GO): extracellular region
Molecular function (GO): frizzled binding; cytokine activity
Source: RefSeq, a predicted model, not a curated record